CGCAUUUUCUGAUUCUGAUUUCAGUUCUCGUUCAGCUUUGCCGACGGCACGACGUGCUUUACUAGCGAAAAGAAAGAAACUAGAAAAACUGGGGAAAAUCUGGGAAAAUUACUCGUCGUCUUGUCAAUUGGCGCGGGCCAAAAAAAAAGCUAACUUAAAAAAUAAAAAAAAAAAACAUUUUAAAGUUGUUAUCGAAAAACGAAAUAUAGAACAAUUCCUGUUAUGCACUGAGAGAAACAAUGUGAAGAGCGAAAAAGUAAGCAGAGAAAUUCCAUAGAAAAAUACUUAAAUAUAUACAGAUCCAUAAACAAACCGAUUUAUAUAUAUUCGAGUCGGGCGUUUGAUUGAUUUGUGGCAACUAUCAAACAACAAACCAAAAAGAAAAACAAAAAACAAAAAAGCAACAGCAAGUCAGCAAAAACAACAAGGACAACAGCAACUACAACAACAACAAUUGCGGAUGCCGCGCCGCUUAACCCCAAUCUGCCUAACAAAGUCACCGCCGUAACCAUGUAACUGUCCAACAUGCUACUAAAACCACUAAAACCAGCCAGCGACAAUUAAAGCCAGCCGCUAGAGAGGAUCGGGAGCAGGAACAGGAGCAGCAAAAGGAGGUGGAACUCUAGCCGCUCCAGCAGUACAAAACAUACACUGAGAGAAAAACAACAUGGCCGGGCCGCAGGUGCAGCACAGCCAGCGACCGAAUAGCGCCUACUACACGGGUCUAAAUGGUGGCUCCGGCGGCGGCGGAGGAGGAGGAGGAGCUGGAGGCGGCGGCGGAGGUGGUGGAUCCUCGGCCGGAAUGUCAAGCAGUGCAUCGCACACCGGACUGCAUGCCCUGCGCCAGGUGAGCAACGAAACGGAGCUCAUCUACCGUGGAAGCCACAGCAAUGGCACCGUCAACGAGCUGCCCUCGAGCGCCCAGCAUCACCUGCUCACAGGUCGAGCGGUCCAGCAGCACCAGCACCAGCAGCAGCAGGUGCAUCACCAGACGGUGAGCAGCAUCGCUGGCACCGGAUCCAGUGUCACAGAUGCCCUCAUCAGCACCAUUAACUCCGGCGGCGGCGGUGGUGGUCCCUCCGGCAGCAGUUGCUCCACGGCGGCAUUGGGCAUUAAAAAGUCCAGCACGCAGCGCAGCAUCGAGAUCAUUGUGGACGCCAGUCAGUGCGGCAAGGAGCUGGUGGCCAGUGGUCCGGGGUCGGGUGCAGCGGGCUCGGGCGCAGCUAUUGUCUCCACCCUGGACGUGGAGGAUGUGGAGCAGGGCGGUGGCGGUCAGGAGUCCUCCUCCUCGCAUAGGAAAUCAUCGCGCCAUCGGCAUCGACCGCUCCACCGGCGGCUAAUCACCUAUCUGCGGAAUCUCUUCCAAGGCAGCACCACACAGAAUGAUUCGGAACUGGAGGAGUUCGAAACGCCGGCAAGGUACAGGCCCGACUCGCUAAGUGCGCUGAGCCGCGCCACACGCUUCACGGAAGACGAGAUCAAACGAAUUUACCGGGGAUUUAAGGCUGAGUGCCCGACGGGCGUCGUCAAGGAGGACACCUUCAAAGUGAUCUACUCGCAGUUCUUUCCACAGGGAGCCAAUCCAACCUUAUACGCCCACUAUGUAUUUAAUACACUGGAUCAGGAUCACAGCGGCAUUGUCAGCUUCGAGGACUUUGUUCAAGGACUUUCGAUACUGUCGCGCGGCUCCGUGGAGGAGAAGCUGCGCUGGACCUUCUCGCUGUACGACAUCAAUGGCGACGGCUUCAUUACGAGGGAGGAAAUGACUGACAUUGUAACUGCCAUAUACGAGCUGAUGGGCCGCCUGCCGGACGAGUGUCCCGAGGAGGAGAAGAUCAAGGGCAAGGUGGAGCAGAUCUUCCAGAAAAUGGAUACCAAUCGCGAUGGCGUGGUCACGCUGGAGGAGUUUCUGGAGGCCUGUCGCAACGACGACGCCAUCUCCCGGUCGAUGUCCUACACGGUGCCCCGGCGGCGGCGACAUCAGCUGUCGGCACAGCAGCAGCAUCUGCAGCAUCAGAAGCAUCAGCAGCAGGAGCCAGAGAAACGUAAGUCCAACCACAAGACGAAGAACAAGCAACAGCAAAAACAGCAGCAACCACAUAGCACUAGACAUCAAAACUGUUGUCACAUAAUCGACAUGGAUGGCGAUAGCACCACCAGCACCACCACCGCCUCGGCGGCCACUGGAACAACACUCAAUUGCAAUGUCCUAUAUGAUUACGGAGCGGAGGAGGAGGAUGACGACGACCAGGACGAGGAUGAUGAGGACUCCGAUGAGGAGUACAGAUCCUUUGUCUGCCGCCACUGCCAAAGGUCGCAGUCGGUGGUGCAGCAGCCCAGAUCCAAUCGUCGAUCGCAAUCGCAGUCCAAGUCGCGCAAGCGCAGCAAGAGCAGGAAGCGCCACCAGAGCAAACAGGGUCACCAUCAGGGCCAGCAGGGCCAUCAGGGUCACCACGGUCAGCAGCUGACCCGGUGGCCGGAAAUCAAUGUGGCCAACGAGCAGGCCAUUCGCUUCCGGUGUCCGCAGGUGGGGCCGCAGGUGGGUCGCGACCUCCACACCCCCCAGCCCAUGCACUUCCAUCACCCCCAGUCGCAGAGCCAGAAGUCCAAGAGCAAGUCCCGGCCGCGGAAGCACCGGGCAUGCCCAUCUGCUCCGCUAUCGAAAGCUGGAGCAGCAGCAUCUGCAGCAGCACCUGGUCCACCUGCACCACCUGCGCCACCAGCAGAUCCGUCACAGCUACCGCCCUCCGAACUGCACCCCCUUGCACCCCUCAACGUGGUUGUGGGCGGGGCCGAGAUCGAGGUCGAUCCGCAGCAGCCACAGCCGCCCACCACCCCCGACUCGCCGUCGCUGGUCACCGUGAGCACCUGGUACACGGUGGCCAAGCAGGGUGUCUCCUGCUAAUCGCGGUGAGCAGUGAGUAUCCUUGCCAGCACCACCCAACCAACCAGACAACAAGCCACUUUGCACCCCAGUCAAAAUCCCCUUGAAAGGAUGGCACUGAUAUCUCUAGAUGCUUAAAAUCAUUUUUAAAUUAUGCAAGAAGGAAUAGACUAUCGGUAUUUAUCCAUAGAAUUCAAUUUUGGACCCAAACGGAGACUUUGAAUUAUUUUAAGCUCCUAGAGAUCUGUGUGGCAUGCCCCAGUAAAACGCUUUCCCGUUUCGGUGUUUGAAUAUAUGUAUACAAUAUGUAUAUUUUGUGCUUAAAUAAAUUAUAUAUGUGUGUUUCAGGGUGGAUCUCUGAAAAAUCUAAAUCGGCAAUAACUAAAGUUUAUUAUUAUUAAAAAUAAUAUAUUGAUUGUCUUUAGUAAUUAAACUCAAAUUUAUCUUUAAUUCAUAAAGGGAUACAGCAUAAAUUUAAGUUUUUUAACUGUUUGUUUACAAACUUACAAAAAAAUAGAAAAUUGUUAAAAAAAGUUAAAGCUGAGAUCCGCCCGAUUGUGCAUUAUGUUUCCGAUUUAUCCUAUAAUUUGUACUGUAAUUAGCCAAAUGAAGUUUACAAGAAAUUUAAAACGUUCUCUGUGUGUAUCGAUUGAUGUUGCAAACUGUCAAAUGUGUUAUAGUCUUAAAUACGUAUAAAAAUCUAUAGAAAAUGUAAGUGAAAGUGAACCAAAAACGAAAAUAUAUGAAAAGCAUUCAAAUGUUUACUUUAUGUUCCCUUGAGUUCUAUCAUUUGUGCCCAGAAAAGUCUUCUUAGAAAUGUUGAUAGAUGUCCUAGAGUUACAUAAAUUGACGUUAGCUGUGAUGGAAAAACAAAGUAUAUUAAACCACAAAAAAAAAACUUUAAUAUUAAUUGUAAAAAAAAUGGAUGAUUCUAUCAAAACUUGUGGGAAAAAAUUGCUCAAACGAAAAUGCUUGCUAUAUACGAAGCUUAGUGUGUGUGGGUGUGUUUUGAAUGUGUGUGUGUGUGCAUUGGGAGAGCUAGAGAGAAAAACUUUUUUGACAGAAUAAUUUUCAACAUUUGAAUGCCUCACUUGAAGGUUUUUUCUUGCAAUAGUUCCGACUAAAAGCGAAAAUUGAAAUGCUGUCGUUCCGUUAAUUAAAUUCUGUAAAAUACCCAGAAAUCAUAUUAAAUAAAAUCUAUAUGCAGAUUAAUGAACAGACCAAUUUCAGGCCAUCACUUGGCUUUAACAAAAACGCUGUUGUCAUUCAAAUGCAAAUUGAAUAUUGAAUUGGUCUUUGGCGAAAAAUGAGUCAAAUAACCAAAUUGUUUUAAUUGAAAGCAGCUUUCUACUUUAUUGGAUAAAUGUAAAAGGCUGCCAGUUUGAAUUCCAUUCGAUUUGCAUUAUUUCACAUAGAAAUUCGUGUUCUUCAAACUGUUGUGAAGUUUGCUGAGCGUUAACUUUUUUGCUAACUGUUAUUGCUUGUCAUGCUUUUGUUGUUGUUUUCCUUAUGCCACAUUGGACACACCAAGGAGACACACGCACACACGCACACAUGCACACAGACACACCAACACACCGACACCGCACACAUAUGCAAGGCAAAAUCAACAAGGAUGCAAACGCAUGGGAAUUGAAAUUCGUGUAUGGCAAUUAAAAUAUCUGCUUUCUUUCUCUCCCUUUCUCUCUCUCUCUUUCUCUCUCUCUCUUUUCUCUUUCUCUCUCUCUUUCUCUCUCAUUCUGGCCCGCACAUACAUAACUCACACACACUCGCUUAAAUAAACACACACACAUGUGCAGAAAUUUGCAUAGAAACUAAAUGAAAUGCGUAGCAAGAAAGACAACGCGAAUCUGCCAAAAUAAAAAUCUAGGUACCGCACGUCCAUUAAUAUGCAAUUAUGGAUGUGUUUGUGCAACUGUAAAAAUAAUGAAAGUGUGCGGAAAAAUUGGAGAGGCCAACGAAAACACGAUUUUAUCGGCAUAAUUGUCUGGGUCGCAUUUAAAGGGCUGCAAGCAGUGCAGUGCAGUUCUCAACUGUAAGUACAUUGUCGCACCGGAAGUGCCACUGCUUGCCUUCAGAAAACACAGAUAUAUGAAAAUUGACACUGUGUAAGUGCACGCAACUUACACGGAACCCAUUGAAAAUUGAAAAUGUACGAAACGAAAGCUUUACACAAUGAAACUAAAACUAAACCUAAAAACUUACUCUUAACGAUUUAAUGAAACAUAUAUAGAGAGAAAUUUAAACUACACAGAAACUAUAUUUAUACGAAAAGAAAAUAGCAAGAAGAAAAAUACUAAUUACAUUAAAUUGGAACCAGUUUGACUUUCUAUUUGAAAUAUAUGUAAACACACGACAUACGCACACACAUGCACAAGCAAAAGCCUGUGGGUAAAUAUAUGUGUAAAUCAAAAUAAUAGCCGCAAAUACAAAAGCGACGUGAAGGAGAAUCGAGAAUUGGAGAAAUGGAGAAAUGCUCCCCGGGGCGUAUGCGUAAUGUUGAGUGUAUUGUUUCUGCGCAUAUAUUCUCCAUUAGCAAAUUAGUGACAAUGAUGAAAUGUCAUCAAGUCGGCCGGCGAUAUGUACUAUAUACAUCUGGUGUGUGUGCCUGUUGUGUGUGCGAGUGUGCAAGCUAAAUCAAAAAAAACAAAAGUUUGAAUCAGAAAUUGGACCACAGCAAACAAAGAAGUAGCAUAAAACGAUAUCCGCUGUAUAUGCAUAUUAUAUUUACAUAUACAUAUAUAUAUAUAUACAUAAAUAUAUAUGUACACAAAGCAUAUAUAUAUGUAUAGAUAUGUACCAGGCAUACAGUAUUUAACAAGUGCAUAGGUGUGUAAUUGUAAUUUUUUGUAGCUAGAACUAAGGGACACACAGAAAAUAAAUGGAGAACUAUUAGAUAAUAGAUAAUUGGAAAAUGGUUAAUUGGACAUCUUGUUGUACAUAGUUAGUGAGUGGUUUGUUUUCGCCGUUAAACCAACUACAAAUCUUUCUCUAUAUUAACUCUAAACUCAAAGUAAUUGUUGCAUUUUUAAACCCUUUAAAUACAUAGCUGUGUACUUAGCUGUAGUCUUCCAGAAGUAAUCGAACUAAAAAAAAUCGAACCGAGAUGCUGAUGAUAACUCUAUUCCACUUAGAUUGAACCUGUAGCAAAUUUGUACCUUAGCCGAAACACCCACAAAAAGCUUUCAAAAACAAUAAAACUCUCUUCUUAAUAGACGAAACAAAAACCGAAACCGAGUCCAAUAAAUAAAGCCCAUAUAUACAAAACUGUUGCUGUCGUAGCUGAAGAAGAACUGUAUUAUUUUUGGAUAAAUGUUAUCGAUUUUCUGCCCACUUUCAAGGUUAUUCAAUGUUAGAUCCUUCGAACUAUUGGUUUCCCACUGCAUAUAUGUAGUAUUUACAUAUGAUCGGUCUGAUCAAGGGCACGACAAUAUCGAAAAGGAGCCACAGAAGUACUAAACGACAUAUACAUACCCUCCCACCCCAGACUAACACACACACAUAGUACUCCCCUCUCUCUUUCUCUCUAACUAUCACUGUCUCCCUCUCUAUAUCUCUCUACUCGUCUGUGUGUGUGAAUUAGCAAUCAAAUACUAAUGCAAAAUCUUUUUCAAAAACAAAGUGUCAAAUUUUCAAGAAAACAUAAAAACAUAGAGAAAACCCCAAAGAAAAACUUGGCAAAUUGACAGAGACAAACAGAUAGAGAAAAGCAGAAAAGCAGAAAAAAUUGAUAAAUUGGAGGAUUGCCAACCUAGUUGCAAGUAUUUUCCAGGCCUAAGCCUUAACGAUUAGACAAAUGCAAAUAAUUGUAAACACAAAGAAAUAUAUGCAUAUGAAGUGUGUGUUUUUUCCUAAUUUAUAAGCUGUUGAAAUCAAAUUUUACCAAUGAAAGUAAGUAUUAAACAAGUAUUGACGCAGAGAAACUCUCGUUUUAGAGAAUCACUUGAAUUUUUCAGUUGUUAAUGUAAAAACUGUAUUAGCCAUUUAUUUGUGAGCGAUAUACUGUGUGUUAAAAACCAAAAAAAAAAAAUAAAAAGAAAACCAAAAAACUAACAAGAACUAAAACCAAAUACAAAGAGCAGAAAAUACAUGUCAUAGCAUAGGCCUAAGUGCGACAUUUAUUGGGGGACUCCAGAAGGCAAACGGAAGUACUAUAUAUACAUACAUAUAUAUCAAAAACCGAAUUGUUAUCGGCCGAACGACGUUUUAAAGCCACUAAGAGAAUUUCCAGUGUUAUCAAUCGAUCGAUGUAUGUACGUCUUCUGGGCCAAAAUGCGAUUGAGCCACGUUAUAAACACAAUUACAAAUUGAUAAACUUACGAGUAUAUACACAAAUAUACUAAUGUACUAGUCGUAAAACAUAGCUGAUCUUUUUUGGUGUAAAUUUUAAAUGAUAAUACCAAGCGAACAAACUUUCCAUGCAAUAAAAAACAAAAAACAAAACACAUUGUUUCAAAACUACAAAGAAGUGUCGUUUAAAUGCAAAACUGCAUGAACCAAAAA
Molecule: messenger RNA, 7387 nt
Organism: Drosophila simulans
Lineage: Eukaryota; Metazoa; Arthropoda; Insecta; Diptera; Drosophilidae
Product: Kv channel-interacting protein 4
Exons: 8
Coding region: 668-2905 (745 amino acids)
Molecular function (GO): calcium ion binding
Source: RefSeq, a predicted model, not a curated record